AUGGCUGGGUAUGGAGGAGAUUCGAACAGAGUUGAUGCAAAGAAGAAAGAAAAAGAAGAAUCAAGCGAUGCUGGGGAGAUGACUCUCACAGAGGUGCUCAUGAAGGAUGCUAAAACUCUGGGUCUGAUUCAAGGAGCAGUUUCUGAUGCGAUUUUUCCUCUGAUCUCUCAUGAAGAUACCUCUAAGGGAGCUUGGGAUAUCUUGAUGCAAGAAUUCCAUGAUUUGGAUGUGAUUGAGGUACAAGAAGUGGUAGCCUCUUUGAAGAGCUUUGAGUUAAGGCUAGAUAGGCAUUCUGAAAACAAAAUUGAGAGAGCAUUUGCUAGUCUGAGUGUGAAUCCCAAAUUAGACAAGACCACUGGAAAUCAAAGUACUAAGGAUCAGAAGAAUUGGAAGGCAAAAGGUAACAAAUGGGAUAACAAAUCCACUUAUGGUCCUAGAAAUACCUGCAAGCACUAUGGCAAAUUGCAUUUGGCGAGUGUCAAUUUAAGGGCAAGCCAAAGUGCUACAACUGUGACAAGUUUGGUCAUCUUGCAAGAGACUGCUAUAGUAAGAAACCAGUGCGACAGCUCAACCAUGUUUUAUGCUAGUAACAACUCCAAUACUAGUGUAAAAGGAUAUGAGGAUAAUGUGACUGCAAAUGUUGAAAUAGGUACUGGGCAGCUUGUUGAAGUGACUGGGAAAGGAAAUCUAGUGGUUGAAACUAAAAUAGCAAGAGAUACAUCAAGGAGGUUAUGCUGGUGCCUGGACUGA
Prunus armeniaca (apricot) is the source of this 750-nucleotide messenger RNA. The record is from the annotation of a GenBank genome assembly. Lineage: Eukaryota; Viridiplantae; Streptophyta; Magnoliopsida; Rosales; Rosaceae.